Caenorhabditis elegans is the source of this 999-nucleotide messenger RNA. Lineage: Eukaryota; Metazoa; Nematoda; Chromadorea; Rhabditida; Rhabditidae. The record is from the annotation of a RefSeq genome assembly.
CUCCAAUGCUCUGCAUCCCCCCACACAAGCUACUUCGAUUCUCCAGAAUUUUUGUCAGUUUCCCUGCAUAUUACAACAUCACUUGCAACGCCAAUUCACUUGAUUGCGCUUUAUAUAAUUUUACAAAAAACUCCAACGUAUAUGAAAACGGUAAAAUGGUAUUUGUUGAACUUACAUCUGUGGAUAGUUUUGUUCGACUAUUCUGUGGGUUUUCUGUUUGAGCCAGUUUUGUUGUUACCUUGCUUAGCAGUGCUGCCACAUGGAAUUCUGUCUGUAGUAGGUGUACCAACUAUAUUUCAAGCCUUGAUGGUUAUAUUUUUUCUCGGAAACGUCCAUGUUUCUAUUACUGCAAUUUUUGAAAGUCGUUUCUAUCUAUUUUGCUAUUUCACUGGGAAGAAAUAUUGGUCUUGUUUACGCUGGAUAUGGUUAGCUGCUCAUUAUAUUGUAAUAUUCGUUGUUUUGUGUUACGUUUCAACUUUAGUCCCAGAUCAAGACUAUGCAUUGCGACAACUUUCAAAGAAAAUAUCAUGCUUUCCCGAUAGUUUUUAUAAAAACACAUUUGUGGUGGCUGAUGAUUCAAGUUUCCACGUAUGCGCAUGUUUCAUCUUUUUUGUAGUCAGUUGUUUCGAAGUCUUAACAUUUGUUAUUUUCAUAUUUUGGACCUUCAUGCAACAACAACGAUGUUCUCGAAGAACACUUCACACUCAGAAAAUGCUCUUCUUUGCAUUGAUUGUUCAAAUGGGUGUUCCACUAGCCAUGCUUAUUGUACCACUUACAUAUGCCUUCAUAUCAGUUAUUUCCUUAUACUACAACCAAAAAGUUACUUAUUUCUUUGUGAUCAUCGGAUCUCUGCAUGGUGUUGUCUCUGCGUUGGUGAUGCUUUUCGUUCACAAGCCGUAUCGAGAUGCGUUGAAGAGUAUGGUUACAAUACUACAGCAAAGUAGCCGACAAAGGACAACUGGAUAUAAUGUCACAAGUCCGAAAAUUUUUCAUCUUUAG